This is a messenger RNA of Giardia duodenalis, 11511 nucleotides long. RefSeq lists its product as uncharacterized. The transcript has a single exon. NCBI's taxonomy places the organism in Eukaryota, Fornicata, Diplomonadida, Hexamitidae. Bases 1 to 11511 code for a protein of 3836 amino acids. The record is from RefSeq and is a predicted model, not a curated record.
AUGGACACAGAGCUAAUAAGUGAGAUUCUUAGGUCUGUGAAGAGUGACUCACAAACUGUUUACUCGUCUCUGACCUCUUCCAUAUAUCGCAUACAUGAACUUGCUGAUGAACGUGUUCUGGCCAACAUUUCACGCAGGCCGCAUAACAAUCUCACCAAUGCUGCUGCAACUUCUGCAGAAUUCUCCCAUGACUCGUUGCUGCAUAUGAGUGACGUAGACAAAACUCUCGCCAGGGCGCUUUACGGUGUAUCCUUGCCGUACACCAACGGUGAUCUUCUGGACGGUGAGGACUCCCACGCACUCUUGACAAAUUACUUUGCUCGGGCGUAUGACACGUUGGGGAAUAAGCCUCCUGCUACCCCUUCAUAUGCAGACAUUCUGGUCUCUCAAACUCUUUCUGCCGGGCAGCCAUGCGCCUACGAUUCACCCAGUUUCAUCUCUUUUUUAAUUCAAGAUAAUCUUGCUGCGUAUACCCAACUCAAGCAUGUAGAACGUAGCUUGCUGUUCAAGCUCAUCGUAGCCAAUCAGUUUGCAAGCCCCCGGAAUCUAUGUCGACUCUCACUCCUGCAGGCAGAGAUUACUCGACACAAGCAAGCCGCACUUGACUUAUUGACCAGGCUUGUCUCUCUAGCUGUCCAUUCGCACAUUGUUCUUCCAGAUCAUCUUCUCACAAAGGUCUUUUCUUGCUUCCUAGAAUCAGAGGUUAACUUCGAGAGCAAAGAUACCAUUAUUACUCGCUUAAAGACAGAGCUUCGUGUCUUGGGAUUGGACUCCAACGCAGUAUCCUUCGAUCUGGCUUCGUGCACGAAGCGAGCAGCCGUUGAUGGUGCCUCUGUGGGUAACAUGGGUCUCAAUACCGCUAUUAGUGCGGUCUUUGCGGGGGUGGAUCACUGGAUAACCACUGAAGACGUUAAGGCCUCUGUUCGGCGUCAUGUCUGGACACUCAGCUUUUUGGACGAGAUGCUUCCCCAACUGGACUAUACUUCGCUGGUUCACCAGGAGCUAACAAUACUGGAUGCAAUGAUAGAGGCCAGAACAUUUAACGACGUAUCCUUGUCCUUCGUGGACGACGCGAGCACCCACGCUAUGAGUCACCAGAACUUCGUUUCAGCCAAUGGUACAGAGAAUAUCUUUAGCAAACCUUCCACUAUCCCUUCCUCAACAAGAGCAGGGACCAUGAAGGACACAGCUAGCGUGGACAGCAGCUUCAUAAGAUACGUAUCAGCAAGGCAGCUCUUCAAAGCACACAACAUGUCUCUUCCAAUUAUUAAUGCACUGACCUUUAAACCUAGUUGCGAAUCGCUAUCCUCAUCUAUCCGUCCUGGAAUGGUCUCUCUGCCUACUCUGCCUUAUCUCACGCAACUAGCACCCCCGACCCUCCCACUUACUGUUGAAGAGUGUGUAAGCUCGCUGAUGGUUCUGGGCAACCUCAAAGAGGUGGGGAUUACAGAGGAAAUAGACUGGUCCAUCUUUUUCACCAGCACUCUAUCCAAGGGGACUGUUUCUACCACUGACAAAGCUGCUCCUCGGAGCACUGUGAUCAAUACAGAUGCACUGAUACAAAAAAUUCUAACUAGUAUUGAUUCUGCAACGUCCAUGCAGGGCAGAAGCUCAGAUAAAGAGCUUUUGUCAGGAAAGUUAUUAUAUCUCUCUAAGGAAUUAUUUAGUAACCUAACUAACGUGCUUCCUCACUUCUUCUCCAAAGGGAUUCGAUCAGAAGGUGCAGCUGGAGGUAAUCCCGAGUCUGUAGACCACGAACUUGAACCUGAUGCCUUAGAUUCCGCAAAAACAGGUCAGGGGCAAUCUGUGGAGUCUCGACAUAAUGAUAUUUACAUCUUACUCAACGACGAUAGGAGCUUUGACCAACUUUAUCAACCACCGCUGGGAGACUCUCUGGGACGAUACUAUACCGACCCAGGGUAUGAUAACCUUACGCCAUAUGCAGUCUACACAGGCGACUCCAGUAGUUCCAUCAGCGGCGAUGGUCUUAAUCAAUCCAUUUAUGGAAUAAACACUAAGUCUGGACUCAAUCCGGACGGGCUGUCUAAGCAAGAGCAGUCCUUGUACGAUUCACUAAAUAUACUGAGUCUCCAGUCCUCCGAGCUUGUGUACGAUGACAUUCUUCGCGUCAGUCCCUCUGUUCACUCGGUUCAAAAGUUCUUGCUCAACCCAAAUGCCUCAAAGCCUCGUGCACCGAUUGAAGUUGAACAGCUCAAUAGUCUGCCAGGCACUCUACUGAAUGACAAGGAUCGGCUAGAGUAUCGCAAUGUGAUGUACGCUUGGAAGGAUGCUGCACGUUCAUACUCGUCCGGUUCAAAUGGCUGGAUUGCGCAUAAAUAUUGCACAACUGCUGGAGCCAGUGUUUCAGUGUCUUUGGAUAAGCUGUGUGCAAUAGUCCUUGGGCUUAUCACCACCUGCUCCGCCAAUGAAAAGACCAGCAUAGGCGCUCGUCUGCUCAGCGACGAAGCACAGAAAGGAAUAGAUGCAUGGGACUGUCUUACUAGUGAUUGUGAGCAUGGCGAAAACUCGUAUUUGUACAAAAUACUCUACACAGCACUGACUUAUAUACGGUUCAUUGCCCUCUCUAAGAUGUGGACAGACAUGGUGUUAGAAAUGACAAAGAUCCAUGCCAUAUUGGCUAAUACACGCGUAUUAGUUGACUUUCUUGGAGGCGACUUUUCACGAGUUAGCGACAUUACUUAUUCAAAGGAUGCUCACGAAGACUCAUGCAGUCCAUCUAGGUCUCCACAGCGUCCUGCCAUGUCCUCGAAACGGGUGUUGCCACCACGCCCAUCCACAGCAUUAGGAGUACAAACGACUAGGUCUCCUCUAAGAUCUCCUCUUCGAGAACUGCGAAAGACCCCCGUUGAAUACGAGGAUGUGGAGCCAGGAGUAUCACAAUCACAUUGCAGAUCGCAGGCUGAAUUAGCAGAGAAAGAGACCCCAGAUGGUGCUGCAAAAACAGAGCUAGACGUAAUUUUGAAUGUACAGCCCAUUGAGUAUUCGAGCACAAACUUUGCUAAGGACCCUCUGCUGGGGGCUCAAAGAAAUUCAGGUGGUUCGGCUGGAGAAAAAGUAAUUUGCCGGUCGCCCACUAACAUCCCCGGUACGAGCGAUGCAGCCUGUCGUAUAGCAGGGCAGUGCGAGUACACAUAUAACGAUUUGAUCAAUACUGACAGUCUACCAAGCUAUAUUUCACCACUGGACAAACUUUGGUACAGCCUCCUCUAUCUCAAGAGGACACAGACUCUUCAAGAUAGUAUGGCUAUAGGCGAAUCUGCAUCUGCCUCGUUACAGACAUCAGCACACGACGCUCUACCUCUGAAUACAGCUGAUAUCCCGCAAAAGCUUAGCGAUAGUGCACUCAAUCACCUCUUUCUGAUUGCUGAGGACGGCGUGUACUCCCUUAGUCGUAAGAAGCUAGUAUUCCAAUCUGCAAUAGCAGAUGUUGCUGCCAUCCUGCGUGAUGACCACAUUGCGAUAAGCAUCUACAUCUCCAGAGUCUUUGCUCGCAUGAAGACAGCUGCCUUGCGGCUUUGCUUCAAGAGAAGCAGCUUCUACCGGUACCUUUUAGAUGAAAAUAAGGACCCAGAGAGUUCUCCAAAUCUAGCCAAGCUGGGUAACAAGUACAUGUAUGAAAAUCUGGGGAAGGCAGACAAAGCUCUAGUAGACUCCGUCUCCCUGGAAACGGUUGUAGAUCGGCUGGGCAUCCUGUACGACGUACUAACCCGCGAACUUCAGUACCUUUGCGCUAAGAGAAAGGCUAUAUCGUGCAUUUACGAGUCACUUCUGCAUACAUAUGAUGUAGGAAAGGCAAGGGAGAUCCAACAAGUUAUCUACAACUUAGCCAAAAACAGGCCAAAGUGCUUUCUUUCGUACCCAUCCAUGCCCUGCUUUAACGAUGAGCUGAACGUAGACGACCUGGAUUCGGGCCUCUUGGCAAACCACAGCGUGAGCGAGCUUCCAGUCAUUUCUGCGGCGGCCCUAACUGUCAGAAUGCUUCCACACCCUGCAUAUCCUUUAGAAGUUGAGAUAAAAACAAUGCACCAUCUUGUGGGUAUUCUAACUUCUGCCAUUGAUCAUGAGAUGAAGCACCACUAUACGAAGGUCAGCUCUCAUGUAGAUCAUGCCUUUAUCUCACAAAAAGAUUUGGACACCUCUAAGUCAACUAGGAAUGAAGAUAAGUGGGCCAGUAGGCAUGCUGGGUUCACAGUCUUUCCAUUUGGACACGUACCCCAGAGCUUAGAGAAAGAUCCCGAGUCAUUCUUCAGCAUACAGUCACCCUGUACUCCUGCAAGAUGCCAUGUUGUAGGUGCAUACAUUCCCACUCUCUCAGAACUGUACAGAAUUCCUCUUGCCUUGAAUCAAGCGUCUGCAGAGCUCUUUGGAGCGUUCAUCUCAGAAUCUAACCCAAAACUCUUCACCACUGUUCAGACCGUUCUCUCUACCUCAGAUGGUGCGCCCAUGAACAAAGUCCACAGCUUUCCAAUUUACACGGCGAAGCUAUCGCUUACUUGUAGACUCUCUGUCGCACGGGUGUUUGCAAGGGAGUCAGUUCGCUUGAUCAAGUUGUGGCGAGCUAAUGGAAGUACUUUGCCCAAAAACACGCAGAUCUUCACAAAUUCUGGGUUACUUGGUUGUUCUAGGCCUCUGAUUCAUCUUCUUGAAACCGCAAUGGUGCAGAAGAAGGCAGAUAGCGACAAGUCCAUUUGUAACACAGUCUCGUCAGACAAGAACAUUGUGGCCGAGAGGCUUGUAUGCAGUCUCAUUGGGCUUAUGGUUCCGGCGGGAGGCGGAUACAUAGGAAAGGGCACCCUUACCAUCAAGGAAAAGGCGGAGCGCGCACAGCAAAUUUUAGAGCAGCAGCAAAAGGCUGCUAAGCGACGACCUGAUCGCGCGGGCAGUGCGCUUCGCAAAAAGUUACGGUCUAGGGCUCCAUCCGCAACUGGGAGUGCACACAAUUUAACCAAGUCAGUUCAAAAUAACACCUCUGAGGUAGCAACCAAGAGCGUACUAGACCAAAGUGCAGUGGGCAGUGCAGUGGGCACUUCUACGCUACGAGUAACGACAAAAGACGAUCUUAGUCUUUCUGUGCGAGAUGGGACAGCGAGCCCGGGGUCAGCUAUGUUUUCAACAACUUAUGGGGGUAUUUCAACCUUUUCAACAGCUAACUUCUCUGCAUUCAAUGACCCAGAUGGCCCAAGCAAGAACUUAAACGAUAUCGACCCGAUAGAAGCGGACUUUAUUGAACUAGAUAGCGUUGAAUUUGGCCCGCUGGCCGAGCACUUUGCACGGUCUGUGACGCUGAAGGAUAUCUUUAUUUAUCUGGACCAGGGAGCACGAAUACAAGUUUCAAAUCUACUGAAGGACACCGAUCUUCGCAUCUGGGAAGGAUACCCCGACGUUCUCCCUAUGCCAUUCUUCCUGCUUGUUCUACUCCUUAACCUGUUGUGGAGUAGGCAUCUUCUGGCCACAGCAACUGUUUUUUCGCAUGUUCUUAGAAACGUCGAGCUAAGUCAGGUGGAGGUGUUCACCGGCGAAGUCAUUUCUAGAAAUUGCAUACCCCUAUUUCCACGGCUGGUUCUUGCGAGCAGCUUUUCCGCCACAACUGCACGAGCGUCUAAGAAUGUACUGGCCAAUCGCUCUUACACUGACUUCAGUGUGCUAAAAAAUACUAACAUGCAGUCCAAGAUGUCAGAGGAGAUUGCAGCAGAAGCGUACAACUAUAAGGAGUAUGUAUCCUAUGAUGCGCUCCUUAACAAUCUUCCAUUUCUAGCAACAAUUGACGUUGAAGCAAUGCACUACCUUCUCACCGUUAACACAGAGAGCCCAAUACAUUUGUUGACGUGCCUUCUCUCAGAAGACUUUGACCUUGGCUAUGGAAUAUCUACCAAGAUGACGACGAUCCUGGGAGAGACGCUUCAAGAAGUGCUGAACUCCGGCAACAUAAAGGGUGUUUGCGACUCUCCCCUCAUAUCCGAUUUCCUUCAGGGGGUAACUGGGAUCUUCGGGAGAACAGCGCACACGGAGGUAUGCCUCAAUUCGUACAGGUCAGCUGUAAUUAGGAAUAAUCAGUUUUCAGCUGUCUUUGCAGUGAUGAGUAAGGCUGUUCAUGGAUAUUACGAUGCCUUUGCACGUAGGAGACACCUUGUCAAUAGCUUGAUUGCAAUGGAUCCUGUCGAGACACAGUCGGCGUUUAUGCACAAGUACAAGUGCAUGAAGGUAGGCUUGUUUUUCGCUAAUUCCAUUCCUCUUGUUAAUGCAACCAAGGACCAAGUCAGCUUUUUUGUUUCAUCAGACCGUACUGUUCCACUAGAUUUGUCUAAUAUCUACUAUGUGUCCUCAGAAGAAACACUAAGCAAGAUUGCAUUGUUGGCCAGUGCAGAGUUCCGCUAUCGUACCAAGCAAUUUCAUAGUGAUGAUCCCAAUCCAGCUGCUCUCUUUGCAUACCGUCAGGCCCUCUUUUACACGUGCUGCCAAGCCCUUCUUACCGAGACAAAACGGACUGCCAUAACGGCGCAGAUCAAGGGGCAGCUCUCUGCGCUUCGAAGCGUGCUACAAGAGAUUAACCAGGACAAGCUCACCAUUUUGCUGGACUCUCCUCCCUUGUAUCGAGGAGUACUGGAGCAAGCGCCAAACAUGAACUCUACCGAAAUGAUACUCACUGCAGAAGGCUUCCUGAGCAAUCCUUUCACGAUACCACACCCUAUUACGUUUCAAUUAGAAAGCAAUCAGAUAUCCAUUUUGGAAAUCAUACUCGUGUAUCUAACGUGCCUGGAUUCUGUGGUACAGUAUGCGGUUAUUAAGACCUUGCUUAACUCCAGCGACAUAUGGUUUGCUGCCGGCAUAAUUAACGAUGAACUAAAGUUCAUGCCUGAAUUGCAACACGUAACCGUGCACCUAAACAAAGGCCACAGUCUCAACGUGCAUCUCCCGUCUGAUGGCCCUCUCGUGCGCUCCGGUGAUCACGUUAACCAGGGUGACCAAGCAAAAGCCCUCAGCGCUACUGAUCUCUUCGCACUUCUCACUCCUUCAUGCAUUUAUCUGGAAGACAAGGAGCUUCAGAGCAUGAAUUGCGCAUUGACAAGUGUGGUCCAUGAAUACCUGAGCGUUAUCUCUGUGAAAGGGUAUGCUAGGCCUAAAGACUCCAAGGUGAUCCGUGACAUAAAGGAGAACUCGUCAUAUAUUCUUCCAGAGGAAGCAAUAAAUACGGGAGAGAAGCGCCAGGAGACAGUGCUGGUGGAUAGGGAGGCUAUUACAGUGCAGUCAAAGACGCGAGUGAUGGAGAUGGAGCUUGAGGGUACCUUAGAAAACACGCAGGAUGACAUCUAUGUAUUGUAUGACACGGCCAAGCGGAAUCUCGAGUACUGCAAGCUGGACAUCUUUGUCAAGAAGCUGAUUGAGAUGAAAGACCGUGUUGACCUGCUUCUCCUGUCCACAGUGGCCCAUGCAACAAAUAGUUAUGUCCAUAAAGGACUGGGGCUAGCUGCACGUUCAUUUUUACGGACAGCCCAGAUCCUGGCAGUGAGGUACAACUAUCAGCUCGGCAUGCAUGGCUUUAAUUUAGAAGUACACCCGACUGCCCUCUAUACGAAGCUGGCCACAACUGCUCUUCAAAGAAGCAUGAAAGAGAACGCAGGCGCAAGCCCAUAUACGCCUUUUCCAGGCAAUUCCAUAGAUACUGUCUCUAGAAGCAGUUCGGAGUUAAAACUGAAGCAUCAAUGUUUAGAACCAUACGACGUAUCCCUUAAGACCCCAUUCUAUUACCAUAACAAGAUGGUGCGCUCGGCGAUAGAGCAUCCACAUACUUCAAUUGCCUCAUAUUGCACUCGGAACAGUAACGUUGUGGUAACUCUUGAUCCAGAAAAGCACACAGAAACAAAUGGCUCGAAACCUAGCGACCAGAAUAUUCCAGAUAACGAUGGUGAAAAGAAGUUGAAUUUCACAUACCCUUUGCAAGCAAAUAUCAAAAGGACCGCUGACUAUCAGAUUGGAUCAGUAUUUUCGUCCCAUCCUACCUCCUCCUAUGCUGCAGGACCUACCAUGUCUCUCAUGGCAUGCAUGAAUAUCCCUGUUAUGGACGGCAUCUCUAAUUUCCACUCUCGAUUUGCAUUAACAAAUGCUGUGGCUCGCAUUCAGCUUUACAAGAUCGGCAUUUCAAGUUCUGGCCUGACAAAUCGGCUUCCCUUACUACUGGAUCCUGUCGUUUUCCACUAUAUUUCGGGGUCCUUAUCUUGUGGCUCCCAACAAGCUUCUCCUUUAACAAUACGUCCCUAUAUUCCAUCUACGAUACGAGCUUUUACAAGCUUCUCUUACAUCAACACAUAUAAUGCCCCCUACUCUAGUCCUCUACACAUCCGCGCUCUUGCCAAUGGGUUUGGUAUUAAUGGUUCUAUUGGGGCCUAUUUCCCGUUUGGGUUGUGCUAUGACUUCACGUUACUCAAACAACGUAAGCACAGCGUGCUCGACACUAGAGCCUCUGUUGCUUGCACGGCAAAUCUGAGCACUGACUUGGACUUUGGAGAGAGCGCUGUCCCCAGUCCUAGCUCCCCUCAGACAGACUCGGAGAUAUUCCCUGGGUCUUUGUAUCUUCCUGCCAUGAUAACAGAUCAAAGUGCCUCUCUGCUAGCUGGACUAACAUCACUAGAGUUGGAUGCUCUUUGCAUAACCGAACUGACUCGCUCGUCCAACAAGGAGCGUGAGCAACCCGGGUAUGGUGCGGAGGUAGAGACUGAUGCGGGCACAAACAUGGCAGAAGGCAAGAGUAACUCACCGUCUUGCGAUAAGUCAUCGUGGGCCGGAAAAAAGAUAGAGAGCAUAUUAGCAAGCCGGAUAAUUGAGCAGGACAGGCUCGAGAGGCUCUACUUGCGGCUGCACGGGUUUAAUGAUAACCAUAAGCACUCUGCACUUCUCUCUCCCGUUGGGAUCUUUGGGGUGCAACGUGCCUUACAAAUGAUGCGUAUACCGUUCAUCAAAAAGCUACAGGAAACACGCCAGCAAGAGGAUGAGCUUAACAAAAAGAGGAGCGUCUUUGAUAGAAGCAAAGGUCCAACACUUGUCGCUCUAAAGAAGCGGGAUAUGCAAACAUUCUUAGCUUUACCACUUUUUGUAUAUAUGUCCGAGCGAACAACAGACAAGGUAGCGGUUAAGGCCGAUGUGCAAUCCUUCCAGGAGUGUCUUUUCAUCCUGCGAAGCGUCCAGACAGAAGUUCUUUGCGAAAACAUAAAAUGUAUAGCCAUGAGACAGCUCUGGAGAAGAAUUGGAUACCUUGAGAACAAUCUUGCAGGACUUAACAAGUACAACGCCCUUACAGAUGCGACAAUAGACUUUGGCAGCGGUGCCUCCUCUUUAGGAUCUGCUUACAUUAACUUCCUGUCUUCCAUAGGCGAGGGGGUGCGACUAAGCCAGAUGGCAAAUGUUCUUAGUCGUGAGCGCUCAAAUGCUAAGGCAUCCUUUGGGAUAUCAUCUCUCAAGCAAAUCCCUCCAUCUAUAAUAGUAUCCAUGGGACUGGCCUCAGGACUCGUCGACACCAUGCCAAGCGAUAUUAUAAGCACCUCGGGCUUCAGGGACGCGGGACUUUCUAACAGUGCUGCUCUAUCAGCAAAGAUUAAAGCAACAAAGGCACUUGUGGACAUACUAGAGACCGGUAUCAUUGAGGGAGGAGAUGCCGCUAUAAAGCAGUUAAAAGCUAAGGCAGUUGAUAGCCUCGAUCAAGCAUAUUUGAGCUUCGAUGACUAUUCGCUCAUGAACAUGUAUAUUAUCCGGAUAAUGUCUGGCUUCAUCAAUUUCACGGUGUCUAGGUUGGCAUCUAAGCUCAAACGCGAACUGCUGGGGGUUCAGAUAAGGAACCCGAUGUCUUUUCUUUAUACACUAUCCAGUGUGUAUACUGCAGCCCAUGCAAACGCACUAAGCUAUACACUUGACAUGCCCUCUUAUGUGAGCACGUCUCUAUUGCCAAAAGCUUCUGCAACGCCUCCUCUAUCUGAGAGCACUAGCUCACUUGAAAAGGAGCGAUUUUCCCUGGAGCUGCUCCUCUUCAGAGUAGAGAAUGUCACCGAGAAGUUCAACGACCUGGCGGUCGAUGUUGCAGGGUCAAUGGCUGCAAUUGAAAGUUACUUCACAGAUAUUAUUGGUAAGCGCACAGGAGCUCUUGGGCUGAAGCUUUAUAAGCAAAACUAUCGAAACAUAGAGGCUUUCCACUCCCGAAAGCAUGCCCUACGGGAGGAGAUCACACGAAGAGCUUUGGCAUCGCUGAACCCUGUAGCCACUGCCUAUACUGAGGAGCUCACAACCAUGACACUGGAAUGCUACAACAAUGUCAAAUCGUUGCACAUCAAGGAAACUUGCCUCAGGAACGCUCUUCAUGCAGAGAUGAGCCGCCGGAUUCUUCUCCUCUACGAUAGUAUACUCCUAGCAAAGCGCCACAGAUAUCUAUUACUAAGCCGUAAGCAGGAUACGAUACAUAGGGCAGUGCUGAACACGAGAAAGUCGUACAUGACUACACUGGGCUAUAUAUCCAAGGAUUUUGCUCAGCAAAACCCUGCAUCAGAGCGUGCCACGGGUGCGAUCGGCGAUGACAACCUCGGAGAAUAUGACUACGAUAUCAUUGCCAAGUAUGACGCCAUGCUCAAGGACCUAACGGAGGAGUGGGGAAAUGUGCGUAUACGCUUGCAUUUAGAACGGAACUUCAGUAAUCUGUACAUUUCCCAUCUCAGGACGAAGUUGUCAGACCUUUUAAGCUCAAUAGGAGACGAGCUUUCCAAAUACAAUAAGGAUAUAUGGAUAGCCUCUGCCCGCGGAAAGGAGAUAGAGCUGACUCUUGGGAGUAGAGUGCACAACUUGCAGGCGAUAAUAGCAGAUAAGACAUCAGAGACAACUGAGCUGCGCGCUCAGAUUGAUGGGCUCGCGGCCAAAAGAAAUAGAGUCGAGUCUGCCCGUCACCCAGAAAAGAUGGGUGACAGUGAUAGUAAUAAGUCUUCUCUUCCAGGUCUUGACAAGGCUGGGACUCAGCUAGCAGUGGAAGGGAAAGGGGCUUCAAUAUAUGGUUUAGCUGCCAAGAAGUUUCUUCCAGAGCUCUCUAAGGCUGCGGUGAAAGGAGGAAUCAAGCUGUGCACAGAUGCGGAGGUUCAGCUUAUUCAGCUAAAGAAGCUAUCGGUAGAGCGUGAGUCCUUGGCUGCUGAGAAGCAGCGCUUAGAACAGGCAAUCAACCAAAUCCGGCGCCAAUCUUCUGUGACAGAGAAUAACCUGCGGCGCUCAAUCCAGAAGGAAAAGCACGCGAUUACUACUGCCGAGACGCAGUGCACAGAGGCAAUGUCUCGUGCGACAGCGACAAAGGCAUCAGUAAGCGUCCUGCAGCAAAAUGCAGCGUACAUAGAAGACGAGGCGGCCGAGCAGGACAGGCAAAGGCUUCUCAACGAUAUAGACAAUGCCAUGCAAGACGUUGCAUCUAUGAAGGAGAAGAUUGGAAAUCUGACCCGUGCGUAUCCAGAGCUCUUCUUACAAGAUAUGUGA